CUUCAUCAAGAUUUGCUGGGUCACUGCCAUCGGGGAUCAACCUCUCGGACAUAGCUCUGGGCGUCUGGAUCGUGUUCAAAAUGUCUAGAGCAGCCGUAAAGACCGGUAAAAGGCAAUUUCUGGAUCGUUGUUAAACAUGGCAAGCGAUCCCGUCCCUGUGGACCGUCGUGAUCGUCCACCAUCCGGUGCUGGGAGCUCGCUGAUGCGCCAGUUAUCAAAGCUAGGCUUGGGAGAAAAGGACAAGGUAAAAAGGGUUAGCGCUGAAUCUCAUGCAGCAGACUCGGAAAACGCGAAUGCAACCUCCAGCGCCUCGGAGAGUGUAAAACAGCACAGGAGCGAUCAGAUGGAAAGGUCAUUGUCGUCCAAACGAAAGAGCAUGUUUGCUUCUUUUCCGGUUACGCCGUCAAAUCCUUCUUCUACGCGAUCAAGGGCCACAACUACAUCUGAUAGGCAUGGCAAGAACAUGAGUGUUAAGCCAAUCUGGCUCGAUUGCGACCCAGGGCACGACGACGCCAUCGCGCUCUUGCUCGCAUGUCAUCACCCACGGAUCAAGCUUCUCGGAGUGAGCACCGUCGCAGGGAACGCGCCAGGGGCGCUGACGUUCAUCAAUGCAGCCCGCCUUCUCGUGGCUUUCGGAAAUGUCAAAGGCGAUCAGAAAGAGUGUACGAAUGGAGGAGAUGUGCCGCUGCUUCGAGGCGCGGACGAACCCCUCGUCAGCGAGAAGCGAAAAGAUGCUGCUAUCCACGGUGAAGACGGGCUCGGCGGCGUCCUCGGAUUACCCGAUUUCGACUCUUCCGCUGUGCGACGCCGCAUGUGGUCAUCCCAUGGAGGCGCGCCUUCAUCAGCCUCCUCCUCCCCACCUCUGCCAUUUCCGUCUCCUGCACUGGUUGCCAACACACUCUCAUCUCUACUGACCCAAAGACGAGCACUUUGCCUCCCACCACUGACUAUAUGCGUCACCGGUCCCUGUACAAACAUCGCGCUUUUCCUCAAGCUCUACUCGCACCUCGCCACGAGGGAAUACAUCGAGCAGGUCGUCGUAAUGGGCGGUUCGGCAGGUGCAAGCGGGAACAGAGGCCAGCUUGCAGAGUUCAAUUUUCUUGUCGACCCAGAGGCGGCACGUAUUGUCUGCGACGCGCCACUCAAGGUUGUCAUGGCUGGUUUAAAUGUGACGCACCAGGCGAUUUUCACUCCUGAGAUCCACGAUAGGCUACUGCAACGCACCAAACCCUCUGCUUCUCAACCAUCGCCAACGUUCAGCCGGUCGAGCAGUCAGCCGUCCAACAGCACCAUGUCCAAGACGGCAUUGCUUCCGCCCGCGUCGCCAUCCGCAGGUUCGUCGAGGCUGAACACUAAUCAGCUGCUGCAUCCUGGAACCCCAGCGUCUGGUCUGAGCAAUAUCCGCAAGCUCGUUAGCUCGGCCAUGACAUUCUUCGCCAGCACCUAUGCGCAUGAAUUUGGAUUCGUGCAUGGCCCUCCGAUACAUGACAUGCUCGUCGUGGCGUACGUGAUUGAACCGCGGCUGUUCUACACUUGCUCGCCGCCUACGACGGGGAUGGGUCCGAUCGGGAUGUCGAUGCACCGGAGUCUGAACAGGGCAAACGUCAACGAUUCGUUGAAACGGAGGAAGAAAAAGGACACGAGGGCGCACCCCAACGAAGGGACCGCUCUUGCCGUCAACACUGUCUCGUCUGCAACAGAAGCGGACGCAAAUGCGAACGCAGACAAGCCAGAAACGAAUGGGAACAGCCUCGCCAAUGGGCACGUAAGAGCGUAUGCGGACCCAGCGCGUGUUUUGCCACCCAAGCGCUACGCGGUGCGCAUUGACACGGCCGAUACCAGCCUGGCGGUCGGCGCGAGCGUGGUGGACUUUUACAAUCAAUGGGGUCUACCGUCCGAGGCGCCUGGAGAUGCCGACGGCAAUGGAUCAUCGUGGGGCAGAGGAGGCAGGAACGUUGAGGUGCUGGAAGAAGUGGACACAUCUGGGCUUUGGAACCUUCUGCUCGAAGUUGUCGAUCGUGCUGAGGCGGCGCUGGCGUGAGGUAUAGAUUCGCGCAAUCCCGAUUAGACAUAGAAAGGCA
This is a messenger RNA of Tilletiaria anomala UBC 951, 2081 nucleotides long. RefSeq names its product nucleoside hydrolase. The record is from RefSeq and is a predicted model, not a curated record. Gene Ontology annotation, cellular component: cytosol. Gene Ontology annotation, molecular function: purine nucleosidase activity. The transcript has 4 exons. Gene Ontology annotation, biological process: purine nucleoside catabolic process. Lineage: Eukaryota; Fungi; Basidiomycota; Exobasidiomycetes; Georgefischeriales; Tilletiariaceae. Bases 464 to 2041 code for a protein of 525 amino acids.